Molecule: messenger RNA, 1122 nt
Organism: Cyanidioschyzon merolae strain 10D
Lineage: Eukaryota; Rhodophyta; Bangiophyceae; Cyanidiales; Cyanidiaceae
Product: similar to cell cycle checkpoint and DNA repair exonuclease RAD1
Exons: 1
Coding region: 1-1122 (373 amino acids)
Biological process (GO): DNA damage checkpoint signaling; DNA repair
Cellular component (GO): checkpoint clamp complex
Source: RefSeq, a predicted model, not a curated record
AUGGUGGACAGCGCCAUCGAAAGCCCGAAUCCGUUGCUUUUAUGCAAGUUACAAAGCGGAAAGUUUCUGGUUGACGCGCUCCAAAGUCUACCUUCGGCAGCUUCUCUCUCUAGCGACCUGGUUCUUGUGGUGGUUCCACGCAACCAGAACGGACUGCGCUUUGUCGUACAAGAGUCUGGUUAUUUUCAGGCGUGUGUGACGCUACCGCGGGAGCUGUUCACCUUAUUCGAGUGUCACCCGCCGGCAGAUGUCGUCGAGGACACUGCUUUUCAGGUUCCACGGACAGAGCUACUGACCUGUCUGCAACUGUUCGUGGGUUGUACAGGUCCGGUGGAUAGGUCUGCACUCGGGGCACCGCUGCGGAUGCUGUACCAGCGACGGGGAAGCCCGCUGCAGUUGUUGCUCCAGAUCGAUCCAACAAGCUACCUGGACUGUGAAGUGCAGACAGCAGCACAAGUUCCGCUCCAUGACUUUGAGUUUCUUCAGGUGCCGAUUUACAAUGAUGCUGUAAUCAUGAGUCGAGUACUCGCGAUCUGUCUCGCCGAACUCGACUACACCGGAGCGGCUGCAGCGCAACUAAGUAUGGUACCCUAUCCUUGCCCAGGUUUGCGGAUGCAGGCGCUCGGCGAUCAAACCGUGUCCAAUGUGCGCGUCCAGAUACCUUUUUUUGGCACAGGAGACGACGAACCCGCUGAGGACGUUGCCUUUCUCGAGUUUGAGUGCGUUCAGGAGCAGACUGUGGCCUAUAGUGCGCUGCUGCUCAAGAGAUGUCUGCGAGCACUUCAGCGCGCCGAUCUUGUUCGUCUCCGAAUGAAUGCGAAUGAUGUACUUCAUAUGACAGCUCGAGUGCCGCUGCCAACAGGGCACGGAUUCCGCAACUCUGUGAACCGUAAGACAAAUGCUGUGGUGGAGGUGGCGCUGGCGGCCUCAGAAGGCGCCUUCCCUGCCUCACAACAUUGUUUUUUUGAGUUUUUAGUCGCACCGUUGGCUUUCGUUCCCGGUGCACAGCCUGGAGCGAGCCUUGCGGCAAACGAAGAAGAUCCGCAUGAUAUGGCGGCUGCUCGUGAAUGCGCACCGGACUUGGGAGCACCCGGGAGCAAUGAAGCGCUUGACGUCUCGUAA